AUGAUACGGCAUAUUAAUUACAAAAAAUCUGCAUUUUUAAAAAAUAUCAGCACAAAAAAAAAAUCUAGACAAUUCAAACGUUUAUUUUGCAUAAAACAAAAAUUAAAUGUUAAUUUAUUUUUUAAUCUUUGCGGAAAAAUCUAUCAUUUGUCUUUUGUUGUGAAAUUUUAUUGCGGCAAAAUCCGUCAUUUAAUUAUUUAA
Messenger RNA from Vairimorpha ceranae, 201 nucleotides. RefSeq lists its product as hypothetical. The record is from RefSeq and is a predicted model, not a curated record. NCBI's taxonomy places the organism in Eukaryota, Fungi, Microsporidia, Nosematidae. The transcript has a single exon. The coding region runs from base 1 to 201 and encodes 66 amino acids.